This is a messenger RNA of Nerophis lumbriciformis (worm pipefish), 1449 nucleotides long. The record is from RefSeq and is a predicted model, not a curated record. Lineage: Eukaryota; Metazoa; Chordata; Actinopteri; Syngnathiformes; Syngnathidae.
AUGAAUGAAGUCAGCGUUGUGAGAGAGGGAUGGCUCCACAAGAGAGGUGAAUACAUUAAAACUUGGAGGCCUCGUUAUUUCAUCUUAAAGAGUGACGGCUCCUUCAUCGGCUACAAAGAGAAGCCUGAAGUGUCCAGUGAUCACAGCCUGCCACCUCUCAACAACUUCUCCGUCGCAGAGUGCCAGCUAAUGAAGACAGAGAGGCCCAGGCCCAAUACAUUUGUAAUCCGCUGCCUCCAGUGGACCUCAGUGAUUGAGCGCACCUUUCAUGUCGACAGCAAUGAGGAGAGGGAAGAAUGGAUGCGUUCCAUCCAGGCGGUGGCAAACAGCCUGAAGAGUCAGCAGCAAGAUGAGGAGCCCAUGGAGAUCAAAUUUGGCUCGCCAAGCGACAGCAGCGGAGCAGAGGAGAUGGAGAUCGCCAUAUCCAAAUCUCGCUCAAAAGUGACCAUGAGUGAUUUCGACUACCUGAAGUUACUGGGCAAAGGCACCUUUGGUAAAGUGAUCCUGGUGAAAGAGAAGGCUACGGGAAUGUACUACGCCAUGAAAAUCCUCCGCAAAGAAGUCAUCAUUGCAAAAGACGAGGUGGCGCACACAGUGACUGAGAGCAGAGUACUCCAAAAUACGCGGCAUCCCUUUCUCACAACACUAAAGUAUGCUUUUCAAACAAAUGAUCGUCUAUGCUUUGUGAUGGAGUAUGCAAAUGGCGGAGAACUUUUCUUUCACUUAUCUCGCGACCGAGUGUUCACAGAAGACAGGGCCCGAUUCUACGGUGCAGAAAUUGUAUCAGCACUGGAGUACCUACACUCAUGCAAUGUUGUUUACAGGGAUUUAAAGCUGGAAAAUCUAAUGUUGGACAAGGAUGGCCACAUAAAGAUAACAGACUUUGGCCUGUGCAAAGAAGGCAUCACAGAUGGUGCUACCAUGAAAACCUUCUGUGGGACUCCUGAAUAUCUGGCACCUGAGGUACUAGAGGACAACGACUACGGUCGUGCUGUGGACUGGUGGGGACUGGGUGUGGUCAUGUACGAGAUGAUGUGUGGCCGUUUGCCCUUCUACAACCAGGACCAUGAGCGACUCUUUGAGCUCAUUCUUAUGGAGGAAAUCCGCUUCCCUAAGAACCUGGCUCCUGAAGCCAAGGCGCUGCUGGCCGGCCUGCUCAAGAAGGAUCCUAAGCAGAGGCUCGGAGGCGGACCUGACGAUGCCAAAGAAGUGAUGACCCACAAGUUCUUUACCUCCAUGAAUUGGCAAGAUGUCCUGGAGAAGAAGCUUGUCCCACCGUUCAAGCCCCAGGUAACUUCAGAAACGGAUACGAGAUAUUUCGACGACGAGUUCACAGCACAAACUAUCACCAUAACCCCACCAGAUAAGUAUGACAGUUUAGACGCAGAGGACUCAGAUCAGCGUACACACUUCCCUCAGUUCUCUUACUCUGCCAGCAUACGAGAAUAG